AUGCUGCGGUAUCAUCCUGUGGCGGCAGCUGUGAUUGGUUUUCACUGGUCCUUUGCGCUUGCAGAGCUCUGUGGCGAAGGGUUUGAGCCGGACGUCUGCGUUACAGCCAAGGGCCCUUGCGGCCCUCUGCCGUCGGGUGCCUCUCACCUGACUCUCCUCGGAUAUAGUGCUGAUGGCUUGUGCCUGGUGGGCGAUCUGGAUCCCAGCACAUUGUCGAGCGGCAUCUGCAAUGCGACCAAGCUCACCCGCAGCGAUGGAUGCACCCCUGCAGUGAGCAUCGUGAAGCCCCUGGAGUGCUACGUGCUGACCGGCUGCGCCGUUGCAGUUCACGUGGUCUUGCUGAUCUUGGUCCUCCGCGGCCCCGAGGACCAGCAGAACAGGAAACUUCAGUCUGGAGCGUUCUGGUGGUCUCAUUUUUGGGCGGGCCUUGUCUCAAACAUGAUCGCGAUCUGGGAGACCACGCAGGGCGAAUUCUCUGGCAACGAAAUUAUGGUGGUGAAGCUCGUGAGCUUCCUUUUCGGUGGCUUGUGCGUUUCUCUGAUCUAUGAUGUCCCGCUCCACUUCCUGAGACAACGGUGGCCGAAAAGAUGGUUCUUGGCCUCCUGGAUGGCCGGCCUUGUCUUCAUCUGCGUUGGGCUGCGCGGCGCCUACAGCGCCGGCAUGGUUGUCGCUGGAAUCCUCGGCCACUGGACGGUGAACGGCCUCCUCAUGCUUGUCCUUGACUACCUGGGCCAGGUCGCUCUGCGGGCGUUCGGCGUUUGGCGCGGCGGUGAGCAGCCGCAGCCCUACCAGCUCCUGGUGGUGGAGCUAACCGAGCAGGCGCCCGCGCUGCAGACCGAAGCUGCCUCGGGCACGGCGCUUGUCCUGGCGCAGACGCCGGGGCCUGGCGAGGAGAAGAAGAACGACGCCUGA
Messenger RNA from Symbiodinium natans, 912 nucleotides. NCBI's taxonomy places the organism in Eukaryota, Dinophyceae, Suessiales, Symbiodiniaceae. The record is from the annotation of a GenBank genome assembly.